ACAACACUUCUCAAACAAGUAAACAGACGAGACCACUAUCCACUAGCUACUUAUAUUCAACUCCAUUUGCUCCCUUGUUUUAUCUCACUCUUAUCCUUCGCAUUUUUCAGGUUUAAACUUAGUGAGCUGAUCAGUUCUCAUCCACUUCUGUAUUUAUUUUCACUAUCAGGAGAACUUGAGAUAAAACCAUGAGUGAAUUACUAGAAUACUGGCCUGAACCGAUAAUCCGAGUCCAGUCGCUGGCGGACAGAGGUUUGACCGUGGUUCCCGACAGAUACAUCAAACCACCUUCACAGAGACCUUCGACUACAAGUGAUACCCACCAAGGCGACGAACAAAUCCCACUCAUUGAUCUAAGUGGUCUGGAAUCCGAUGAUAAUAAUAUCCGUUCGUCGACUUUGAAGCAAAUAUAUGAAGCAUGUACAGAGUGGGGAUUCUUCCAAGUUACUAACCAUGGCGUUAGUCCUGAACUUUUGCAUCGAACCCGUGAAGUGUGGAGGGGUUUCUUUCAUUUACCAGCUGAACUUAAACAAGAAUAUGCAAACACCCCAAAAACUUACGAAGGGUAUGGCAGUCGUCUAGGGGUACAGAAAGGUGCCAUUCUUGAUUGGAGUGAUUAUUAUUACCUUCACUUGCUUCCGAAUUCUGUCAAGGAUCAUAAGAAAUGGCCUGCUCAACCUAAUUCAUGCAGGGAAGAAACGGAAGAAUAUGGGAAACAAUUGGUGAAUCUGAGUCGCAAAAUCAUGAAGGUUUUAUCGAAAAACUUAGGAUUGAAGGAAGAAUAUAUAUGGGAAAGUUUUGGAGGAGAAGAUAUUGGAGCCACUCUACGAGCGAAUUACUAUCCAAAAUGUCCACAACCUGAUCUCACUUUAGGACUUUCUUCACACUCUGAUCCUGGUGGUAUGACUCUUCUGCUCCCCGACGAACAUGUCGCUGGCCUUCAAGUUCGUAGAGGCGAUAACUGGAUUACGAUAAAGCCAGUUCCCGGCACAAUCAUCAUUAACAUCGGCGACCAAAUUGAGGUAUUAAGCAAUGCGAUAUACAAGAGCGUGGAGCACAGGGUUAUUGUUAAUUCGGCUAAAGAGCGAGUCUCCCUUGCAGUUUUCUGCAAUCCAAAGGGUAAUUUACUGAUAGAACCUGCCAAGGAACUUGUGACACCAGAUCGGCCUGCGGGGUAUGAACCCAUGACAUUCGAUGAAUACAAGCUUUACAUGAGGAGAAGAGGUCCGCUUGGAAAAUCACAAGUAGAAUCACUGAAAUCGCCAAGAUAAAAUCACAACAACAAGCUGAUAUAUAUGUCCAUAUACAUAAAUUAAUGCACUGCGUGUAUUUUUCUUCCUUUCAUUUGCUUUUUAAGUUCAUUGUAAAUCUUGACCUGUCAAGUAAAAUUA
Messenger RNA from Papaver somniferum (opium poppy), 1391 nucleotides. Its product is annotated as probable 2-oxoglutarate-dependent dioxygenase At3g111800. The transcript has 3 exons. The record is from RefSeq and is a predicted model, not a curated record. NCBI's taxonomy places the organism in Eukaryota, Viridiplantae, Streptophyta, Magnoliopsida, Ranunculales, Papaveraceae. The coding region runs from base 189 to 1271 and encodes 360 amino acids.